Molecule: messenger RNA, 2449 nt
Organism: Rosa rugosa (rugosa rose)
Lineage: Eukaryota; Viridiplantae; Streptophyta; Magnoliopsida; Rosales; Rosaceae
Exons: 7
Coding region: 1386-2204 (272 amino acids)
Biological process (GO): mitochondrial proton-transporting ATP synthase complex assembly
Cellular component (GO): mitochondrial inner membrane
Source: RefSeq, a predicted model, not a curated record
CUGGUGCGCCUGCCCUCAAGCAUUAAUUAAUGAAACUGUCGAAUACAAGGGGGGGCAUUGAGCCUAAACCCCUGAUUACAAUAAGCAUCUAGAGAACAUCCUGAAAUAUUAUCACGAGUCUCUACCAAAUAACUGUAUUCAAUUAGGCACCAACUAGCAAAGAACACUCUACUGACGACUCUAUUUGCUUUGACAUAGCAGUGACAUAACAAAAAGAUAACUCAAUGUGUAACCCGAUUACAACGUAGCAUAAUUACCAGCUUUAGCACAGCUUUCCUACUAUGUUGCCGCCGGAUCUAUUCCCUGUCACUAGGCUGUAGCGACCACUUGAUAAAGCAAGGAACUCGCCUUCUACCCAGAGCAGACAAGGCACUUUGAGUGCAUAUACAGGCACAAAACCCGACUAGUUCUACACAAAAAGUGUAGGGACUUAUUAUUCGCAACAAGCGAAAACAAACUAAGCAAACAAAAUAAAUAACUAUAAAUAAAAUAAAAUCUGAGAUAAGACCCACUAUGUGAACCCAACCCAGAACUCUAACCCAGAUCGGGCCCAAAGGCAGAAUCUGAGCCCAAAAAACCAAAUCAGCAAAUGGAUCGUUUCCAAUCCUCCCGGCCCAAGAAAGCUGUUGCAUCAUGCCGCCACCAAUCCUACCUCCCCUCCACUGGCGCCGGGUCACCGUCGUCCUCCGACAUCGGAGGGCCGCGCCAACCAUUACGAUCGCCACCCAACACCAACCGGAAAAAGGAAGCUUGCCAUCUGUCCCUGAAUCCGGCGUCCAAGCACCACCGUCAAACAGGCCAACAAGCCUUCGAUCCCUAUCAACCAGCCUUCGAUCUACUCCAGCCGGCCAUAGAACCCGCCCUGCCAACCACUAGCAGCCACCAAACGCCGAUCUGACCCGCUCAUAAUCCGAUCUCACUCUAAUCCCAGCCCACCGCCACGACGCUGCAACUCCCUCCAACCGAAAAAGAAGCCAUCACCAACGCCGUAGCGCAGCCAAACAGGAACAAAGGCAGAUAACGGCGUUCUCUAGAUUUUCAGCGGGUGGAGCGCGUUCUGUUUUUUCCUUAGACUAUUCUUAUUCAUUGUAACAUUAAGAAACCAUCCGGUCUGAAGUGUGUUUUAUGACGUCUUAAUAUUCGAGCGAGUGAUAUACAUAAUAAAUAAAUGACCUAAUCACCAUGGGAAUGCCCGACCCGUUACCAUCAUUUUGAGCAAGCCCAUUACAUCACACAGUCCUUCGAACUGCUAAAAGCCUAAAACCCCAGUCUCCUUCAUCUUCAUCCACACUUUGUGAACUAACAAAUUCGCAUACACAAAUUCUUAACCAGUUAAAACCCUACAAACCCUUAAACUUGAUUAGGGUUCUUCACAGCGAGACAGAAUGCAGGGCUUGAAGCGAUUUACCCGAUCUUCUAUAUCUGCUUCUCAAAUCUUGAGGCCCAAUGAGAACAACAACAAGCUUUAUCUUCUUCCACCAACCCAGCAUUUCUUAGCUCAAAGAACCUCCAAUCGCUUCUUCGACUUUUACAAGCUUGGAAAUAAAGCGGCGGUAGAGAAAGAGCGGGCACGGCUUGCAGAUGAGCUGAAUAGGGGUUAUUUUGCUGACCUGUCAGAGCUUAAGAAACAUGGUGGUAAGAUUGCAGAGGCAAAUAAAAUCUUAUUUCCUGCUAUGGCAGCUGUAAAGUUCCCCGACUUAGAAGUAAACUACUCUGAUGACAAAAUAUUAAAGCUGCCCUUUAGACCCAAUGGAAAUGAAAAUGUGGCUGAUGCCAACAUCUCAGCUCUCCCUAAGGCAUCUUUACUCUGCCUUUCAUUUCGAGCAAGUUCCCAGGGAAUGAUUGAUUCUUGGAGCAUCCCUUUUGUCAAUGCUUUCAGUGGUUCGAAAGACAUUCAAUUAUUUGAGGUGUCAUUUAUAGACUCGUGGUUCUUGUGUCGGAAACCAAUUAAGCAGCUUCUGCUUCGGAUUAUGAAGAAACCUAAGCAUGUUGAAAACAAGGAUACAGUUAAAAGGCAGAUCGUAUAUUCAUUCGGCGACCAUUAUUACUUCAGAAAAGAACUUAAAAUCUUGAACCUUCUGACAGGGUACAUAUUCCUGCUCGAUAAGUUUGGUAGAAUAAGAUGGCAAGGCUCCGGAGUGGCUACGGAAGAGGAGUCGUCAUCCCUUCUCUCUUGCACAUCACUACUCUUGGAAGAGAAAUAAGGCAGUUGAAUCUUAUGUCCUGACCUAUAUCUUUAGUGGAUUACAAGCUCCAAAUUCAAGGAUUCUAGACUAUAGCAAUUUUACCUCAUAAUGCCACAUUGUGUAUUUUGUGUUUAGUUUCAGUACAAAUACACAGAGGUUUGGCUUUUCAGGUUAACUUCUACUUUUCUCUGGUACAUUUUUGCUCAACUCGAAAAUCAAAUGUAUAACAUUUACAUGUUAUUGGUAAUAUCUGCAUUCAUUCC